Molecule: messenger RNA, 2356 nt
Organism: Anastrepha ludens (Mexican fruit fly)
Lineage: Eukaryota; Metazoa; Arthropoda; Insecta; Diptera; Tephritidae
Gene: Pgant8
Product: N-acetylgalactosaminyltransferase 6
Exons: 3
Coding region: 107-1906 (599 amino acids)
Cellular component (GO): Golgi apparatus
Source: RefSeq, a predicted model, not a curated record
CGAAUGCGCGUUAGCGAGUAACCGAAGCUGAAAAACAACUUUUUGCUGCUGAAAAGGUGCAGGCGGAGCUAAAUUCAACCAGUUGCUCGCAAGCGUUGCCAACGUAAUGCGCAUCGUACUGCCUGUUGUGCGCUUCAAACUCAACAAAAGGCGCAUUCCAAUUGGACUUCUCCUACUUUGCUUAAUUUUCAUUGCCUUUCAUCAGCUCAUUGCACGCAAAAAUGCAGCAAAAGAAACGCACAGGCAACGAAGUAAAGAAGUUGACGCACAACUGCGCGAUUGGCACGACUACGCAGCUAUGUCACGCGAUGCUGAGCGUAACGGAGCGGGAGAGCAGGGCCAGCCAGCGGUCUUAGCUAAUAUGGAAUACAAAGAGGCGGUAGCAUCCAGUUUGAGCAUUUACGGUUUCAAUGCUCUACUAUCUGAGCAAAUUUCAUUGGAGCGCGCGCUGCCUGACGUGCGCCAUUUGAGUUGUCGCGCACAAACCUACCACAGACACCUGCCUGCCGCAAGCAUAAUUCUGGUACACCACAAUGAACAUCCAUCGGUGGUGCUGCGUGCACUGCACAGCCUUUGGAACCGUACACCUCACGAAUUAUUGCAUGAGAUUAUAUUUGUGGACGACUACAGCACUCAACCGCCUUUUGGCGCCUCACUUGAACAACAGCUGAUUGUGAAAUUUAGCACGAAACUGAAAAUACUCAAACUAACCGCACACUUUGGGUUGAUACGCGCACGAAUUGCUGGAGCGCGCAUGGCAACCGGUGCCGUGUUGGUAUUUUUGGACGCGCAUGUGGAAGCUGCUUACAACUGGUUGCCACCGUUAUUGCAACCAAUAUUCGAGAAUCCCCGCACCAGCACCUCGCCCAUUAUAGAUACUAUUAACUAUAACACUUUUGAAUAUGUCAGGUCGUCGCCUACGCGCGGUGGAUUCGAUUGGAGUUUCAAUUAUGUACAGCUGCCGGUGCUGGCUGAAGAGCGCAUGACGCUGCCGGCGCCGCAUAAUAAUCCAGUGAUAAAUGGCGGUCUCUUUGCAAUUGAGGCGAAAUUUUUCUGGCAUUUGGGCGCCUACGACGAGGGUUUGGCUGUGUGGGGUGCAGAGCAAUUUGAACUUAGCUUCAAAAUUUGGAUGUGCGGCGGUCGCAUAUUGGAAGUGCCUUGUUCACGUCUGGGUCAUCUCUACCGUGACGGGGCGUUUCACAUCAAAUAUACCAACCGUACAGAUGAUUUCAUAUCGAAGAACUACAAACGCGUCGCAUCUGUUUGGUUAGAUGAAUACCAGGACGCAUUAUAUGCGCACAUCCCCAAGCUUGUGGUGAUUGACGCGGGUGAUGUGAGCGCGCGUCGCGCUUUACGAGAGGAGCUUAAGUGCAAGACUUUUAAAUGGUAUCUCGAGACCAUUGCUCCAGACUUGUUGCAGGCUUAUCCACCAAUUGAGCCACCAGACUAUGCGUUUGGUGCAUUGCAAAGCGUUGUAGCACCAGAUCUUUGUCUGGACUCGCUGCAGCUUUCGGCACGUCAACCGAUUGGCGAUCUGCGCUCUUGUCCGCCUGACCUGAAACACCCAUACAUCACGCAACAUUGGCAGCUUACCUUUCGUCGCGAUCUCCGCCAGCCAAAUGGCAAUUGCCUGGAAGUGCAGUCGUGGGCACAAGAUGCGCCAGUUUGGCUGUGGCCAUGUCACCAUCAAGGUGGCAAUCAAUUUUGGUAUUACGACCAGCAAACACAGUUGCUGGUGCAAGGAGAAACGGAGGUAGAGCGCAUGUGCUUAGAGGCGAAUGUAACGGCACGUCGAGUGUCAAUGAACGACUGUGAUUUUGCCAAUUUGAACAUGAAAUGGAAUUUCGGAUUUGUCAACAAAACAAUGAUGGCAACAUUUUUCAAGGGAUUAAGAACAAGCGAAUAGGAGAGUUAACAAAAUUUGAAAUUCAGUUGAGGAGAUACCGAUUUGACUCAUACAUACGCACAUAUGCUUGUAGUCAUGAACUUUAUUUUUUUCCUUGUUCACUCCUCUCGGGAGCAUAGGGCCUCGACAAGACAUUUGUCUUGCGUUGGUUACAUUAUUCUAUUUGAUUUCUGACAGGGUAGGUGAUAAGCCUGCCUGUCAUGAAAGUAGUGACAACUUUAAAUAUUUCUGACCACAUAAGGCUGUGCAGAAGUUCUCUGCUGUACUUUUCAGACAGAAAUUUACUGAUUGAAAGCAUUAUUUAAAUAUUUAUUUAAUAUUUUAUGUAUGUAUGUAUUUGCAUGUAGGUAUAUCAGUGGUGUCUUAUCCAUGAGGUGGUCGGCUCGGUGCACCAAGCCUUGAAGGGUACCAAAUGAUUUAAUUAUAAUAAUAGAGUUUUGAAAAUUAGAU